AGCCCGGGGGUGGUCAGGAAUUGCAAUCUACCCUGGGUAUCGGGAUACUUAACUCUCAUUCUUGGUCGUGCCAACCAGAUAAUGGGCUGCAGAAACGGUCGAUUAGUUUUCAUAAUUUUUUUGGCCUGAAAGCACGUGCAGACCAUUUUUCCGUAGUCGGAUAGUCUACUAUAAAGCCAGUGAUGACGAUUUGAAAUUUCAGUACGCUUCAAUCAUCAUCACUGUCAAAGCCAUUGAAAAAAAAUAUAUAUUUCUAUUUGGGACAAAUUACAUUGUGGUUUAUAUUUAUCGUUUGAGCGGAUUUAUUUUGUGUGUAUGCCAUCAAAAUGUCACUUGGAAAUAGUCGCACAGAUCAUUUGCAAGUCUGUAGUGAUCCCAUGUGUACGGCAACCUCUGACCCCUACUCGGGCAGGUUAAGUUGCCGGUGUUUCCAGAGUCAUAUGCGGGAUGCCAGGACAGGGUAUCAACCGAACGGGCAGUUCCCCUCCAUCCCCAGCACCUCCUACCACCCCCACAUGUACUCUAGUGGCUACGGCAUGGACCCAAUGGCAAACCCGUCUUCAAUACUGCAGGGCUCACAAACGAUGCGGAUGGACAGCGGAUCAUAUCCGUCUAUUCCAUCCAGCACGCUGACGAACGGAGGCCUCCACUCAUCGUCUCUACUCUCAACCAGUCUUCCUCCGCCGAGCACGUUAACCUCAAGUGGAAUCACAUCAAACAGUUUGACGUCACAGUUUCAAGCGCCCCUCUCACCUAGUCUGGUCACCGCAUCCAGUGUGAAUAAUUUAGACACUGUGUUGCGAUCCCAAGUUUACAACUAUAUGAAUAUGCAGUAUUCAGGGUUCGACAUGAAUGGAGGAAGACGAAAAAACGCUACACGGGAAACUACUGCUCCUCUCAAAGCAUGGCUAAAAGAACACAUGAAAAAUCCCUAUCCAACAAAAGCAGAAAAAGUUAUGCUUGCCAUCGUGACGAAAAUGACUCUGACACAAAUUUCAACGUGGUUUGCAAAUGCUAGACGAAGGCUGAAGAAAGAAAACAAGAGUGAAUGGAAUUCGGAUCAUUCAAAUAAUUCUAGUGAUGACGAUAACACAAACGAUGAUAUUCCCGCCAAUUCUGAUGAUCGUCUGUGUGUUGAACCUAUUCCUCCCCAAGCGGACGAAAUAGCAGACGAGAUUUCCGAUUCUGCAUCAAAACUUCCAGAAGCAACUAUUUCAAUCCCGCCAAUGACCAGACGAUAUGAACAUUUACCAACACUACAACCAGAAUCCACUUCCACAUUCGAUCCCACCAACACACCUCUCAAAGUUCCUCUUCCCUCUUUUUCAACUUUUAUGAGUGGCGGUGCCAGUGCCAGUGCCUCAAGUCACCCAGAACCAACCGUCCACCAUUUCGCCAACGGAAGUCAGUUAAUGCCACCCCCCAGUUCAUUUACCCCAUACAACACUGUUUACCAAAAUCAACAACCAUCUUACAGCCAACCUCAGUCGAAUUUCCAGCAUGAAUAUCCUAAUUCAAUGAAUUAUAAUCCGUCCCCUUCCUAUCAAUAUGACUCAGUGACUAAUUACUUCAAGAACCAUCCAAAUUUCGCGCAUGAAUACAGCACAGUGGCUGACAAGGAGAAUCUCCAAGUGGACACUCACAAUAUGCUAAGCACCGACUUCCUGGCAGAUGGUUCCGUUACAAAAAAUAGUGACAGUGAAUCAACUGGUCAGAAAAGUACGGACAGUAGUCCAUCCUCUGUUAAAUCCAAAAUCUGGUCUAUCUCAGAAAUUAUUGGUUCAAGCAUGUCUAAAAUCAACGAAAGUGAUUUGGGUGCUUUUGCACAGUCCCUUCUAGGAGACGAAAAAUGACAACGUGAAAUGUUCUUGGUCAUCUUGCUACAAACUUCGAUUCUGCUAUUUAUAUAUGUUUUAGCUUCAGUUGUUAUUUUUGUUACUAAUUAUAUGCAUGUUGUUACUAAAAUAAAAUCUUUAACAUUU
Messenger RNA from Ostrea edulis (European flat oyster), 1982 nucleotides. Its product is annotated as homeobox protein caupolican-like. Gene Ontology annotation, biological process: cell development; neuron differentiation; regulation of transcription by RNA polymerase II. The transcript is spliced from 5 exons. Bases 327 to 1853 code for a protein of 508 amino acids. NCBI's taxonomy places the organism in Eukaryota, Metazoa, Mollusca, Bivalvia, Ostreida, Ostreidae. Gene Ontology annotation, molecular function: RNA polymerase II cis-regulatory region sequence-specific DNA binding; DNA-binding transcription factor activity, RNA polymerase II-specific. Gene Ontology annotation, cellular component: nucleus. The record is from RefSeq and is a predicted model, not a curated record.